CGUCACAAUUCACAAUUUUUGAAAACAGAUUUUCUAUAAACACGUGCAGCCGGUAUACAAUCACAGGUGUGAUGGUAUCGUAGGGUUAUUGCCGGGGACCCCAGAUUGUCAUUCUUGGAUAAUAUUAGGACAAAUACCGUAAUAGAAAUCGUGUGGUACAAUGUAAUUGGUUGAAUUUCCUGAUGGUGAACAUAAAUGAAGAUAUGAUGGAAUAAAAUUAAGAUGAACCUACAACUGGUCACAAUGAUAAGUGUUCGGAAAAAAGAUAUAUCUACAAAAUAUUGAAUCAUCGGAUGAAGGCAUAUAUAUUAACAAUGACGUUUUAUCCAGGAAACAAAAAGCAAAUCGUACACAUCGGUUCCAAACUAUGCUGUGCUUUCUGACUGGACAGUGGGUGUAACACUAUUAGUGUAUAACAGUAGACCAGUUUCGUAAAUAUAUGGUUUAUUUACAACGGGAACAGAAUAUCAAACAUCUACAUAAUUACAACAAUCUUGAAUCAACCAUUCUGCCCCUCUGCCAAGGCAGCGGCUGAACUCGGGUGAAUCCAUACACUCGUCCAACCCUUUCUUCUCCUCCCGGCUCUUCUCUGCUAACUGUCAGUUAACUCCUCAAUAUAUACCCUUGUUCACAGCUAUCAUGACGCCAUCAUUACUUGGAAAAUGACGGCCGACUAGUUCCGUUUUCAUUUUUAGAAACCGGUACCAUCCAUGGUUACAAAACUUUAAAUUGAAGUUUAUACUUCGUGCUUGUGUUCAUGCAGAUCAUUAAUUUCAGAGAUAUGGCUCUUGUUGUUUAUAGAUUAAAUUUAUCGCCCGGUUGAUUUAUAGCCUACACAUUUAUAUCCAUGUCACGCAUAGCCUACUGGAAGUGAGAUCGGCUAACCUUUCCAGGUCAUAAGCCUCCAUGUCCGCCAUAUUUAUUUCAUAAAUUAGAAACAAGUAUGGCGGCUUGGGGUCGUUAACUUUUUUUAUUUAAUUAUUUCGGUAUUUUUGUAACCGGAGUUCUGCUUUAAGUAGAUAUAACAAAGUCGAAGAAAACGAGUACGAGCGUGUACUAUUUGCAAAGAAAUAAUAAAUUUUAAUUCUAUAUCUACAUGCAAAUACAAGCAAACAUCAUUAUACAGCCAUUGAAUAACCGAGCAUGACGUCACCCGUCACCGUAGUCAUUUUGGGUUUGUGACAACCGACAUGCCAAGUUUCCUGUCGAUUUUUCUUAACUUGGCAGAGCCUUCCUUUUUGGCGUUUUUUUUUUUUCGAAAACCGUCACACCCAGUAACAACUGGAUGACAAGUAGCUCUUGGUCCAAAAACCCGAGUUGGAAGCAUAAUUAAUGAGACGUUAAGUAUUUCAGUUUUACUUGUCUUUACUAAACUAGGAUCUGGAAGAGAUGUUAUCAUUGACGAGUUCUGAGUGGUGUGAGGGAUUAACCAAUGGAACGGCGAGCUUUAGGCGUGUUUUUCACGGAACUGUGGGUAAUCCAUUAGUAACAUCAAUGUUGAUUGGUUAAUCAAAUGUCUGAAGUCAUAGGGUCAAAAGCCGCUCGUAUGACCUCUAACGCGACCUAUCGCCACAACCGGUCAGAUCUUCUUGUAGUGUAGGCCAUCGAAAGUAUAAAAAAAAAGAAACGAAACGAAAUAUAGAUCUGUAGGCUAUUUUAAUCAGAUUGAACUCAGCGUAAUAUCCCCUUUAACAUGUUAUUUAUUUGGGAAUGCCCAGUCAAUCUUUUCACAUGAAUGUUUAUAUUCGGCUCUGUAUUAAGUCAGUUUUUCGGGGAAUAUGCGUAGUUUUGAAUAGACCUAUGUGUUGAGGGGAGAGAUAACUACAAUUUUCCACAAGCUUUAACACAACCUGAAGUUAUUCUGCAGUUCGUAUUAUCAGUACUGUUAUACUCUGAAGACGAAAAGAUGUGACGAUUUCAGCUUAGUAUGGCCUUAUUCUCAGAUUAAAGUAUGGCAGCGCCUAGUUUUAGGUCUGUAGAUCUACAGAGUGUUGACCUGAGUAAACUUCAAUUUGUCAAUAAACUAGAGCCGAGAUAUGAAUGUCCAGUUUGUAAACUUGUUCUCAAUAAACCGAUGCAACUGGGCUGUGGUCAUCAUGUUUGUGAAAAAUGUCUGAACAAAGUAUUUGAGAAGGGAGAUAAAGCUACAUGUCCUAUAAAUGAUGAUGAAUAUUGUAAAGACUUAUCAAGGAAUGAGGUGUUUCCUGAUGCCAGUGUUGGAAGAGAAAUACUUAAUUUAAAAGUUUAUUGUACAAAUAAAGAACAUGGCUGUAACCAUACGGAUUCUUUAAGAAAAAUUCAGGAUCAUUUGAAUCAGUGUCGAUACCAAGUAGCAAAAUGUCCGAAUGCAGGGUGUACUGAAAAAAUACUUAAAGAGAAUUAUGACGAACAUGUGAAAUCAUGUCCUUAUAAGAAGAUCAAAUGUCCAAGAUGUAAUCAAGACUUCCCUAAAAUCAAGGAAAAGGAACAUAACGAAAAGGAAUGUCCGGAGGUUGAAGUUCAUUGUCCGUUUAAAUGUGAUGCACCAAUGAUGAAGAGAAGAAAUUUGCCCCAACAUUACGAGACUUGUGCCAAAAGACCUGAAGAAUGUGGCUAUAAGUUUUUUGGUUGCACAAAAAUGGGGUCUGAAUUUGAACUAAAAGAACAUAUGACCAAUGAUACUGAUAAACAUGUUGAAUUAAUUGCAGUGUAUAUAAGUGAGAGAGAUAAAAAUUCCACAGUAGCACAGCAUGCUCCUGUCGGUAAUGUACCAGAUGAUAUAAAAGCUAAAAUAUCAUCAGUAGAAAAUGGUAUUAAAGAAUUAAAGCUUAAAAUAGUUGGAUUAACAGAAAAAGUUAUAACAAUGGAGAGGAAAAUGGCUGAUCUGCCUCGUAAAACGGUUCUUGAACAACAAGCAAGGGAUAUUGUUGAUAUCAAAGAUAGAGUUGCCACUUUAACAGAACAAUUCCGAAAUAUGGACGGAGGUGCCACCAUAACACGUUAUGGCACACUGAAUGAUAUGGCGGAUGCGUUUACCAAUCAGCUGGCCACUCAUGAUCGUCAGCUUGGCAACCAUGAUGUGAGAAUAGCUGAAAUGGAUCUGCGAUUUCAAAUAUUAGAAACGGCAAGUUACAAUGGUGUAAUCAUCUGGAAGAUCAAAGACUACAUGCGAAGAAAACAAGAUGCUGUUAAUGGAAGAACGCUGUCGUUAUAUUCUCAACCAUUUUACACCAGUAAAUAUGGAUACAAGAUGUGCGUUAGGACGUAUCUGAACGGAGAUGGUAUGGGCCGAAAUACUCAUGUUUCCUUGUUCUUUGUGGUCAUGGGCGGAGAAUUCGAUGCCUUGUUACCGUGGCCAUUCCAACAAAAGGUCACAUUAUACAUCAUGGAUCAAGGCCCAGGUAAACGCCAUCUUAGUGACCAUUUUCACCCGGAUGCUACAAGUACAAGUUUUAGACGACCUGUUUCUGAGAUGAACGUGGCCUCAGGUUGUCCACUGUUUGUCAGCCAUACUGUUUUGGAAAGCAACUCAAACCAAUAUAUAAAGGAUGAUACUUUAUUUAUCCGCUGUAAUGUAGACUUAAAUGGUUUGGAUAAUUUUUAAUUCAAACAGAGUUGAACGAUGUUCUGUUUAUUACAAAAGGCUUCCAAGUGAAGCCUCAUCCCAGAAUGCAACCAAGGGUUUAUGACCACUUUUUUCAUUGUUUAGAACUGCUUCUAUUAACCCUUUAGUGCAUGGUACAUGCAUUAUACCUCAAGACAGCCCGAAAACGAUGCAAUACUACAGUUGCUUAGACCCCUGAAACUGUCCAAGAUAUUUGAAUAGUUCUGCAUGUUUUAAGACCAUAUUCUAGUUCUUUGAGGCGCUACAGUUAUGGGUGGUCUAAGGAACACUAGGGGUUAAUUAGACACCUACUUUUAAACUGUACACAGAGCAUACCCUUCAGAAAAAAUGAUUGCAAUAUCCUUCACUCACAUCACUCACAUGUAAAGCAGUAGAUUUACACAUGUGCUGUCUGUUGCCAACCGUCCAUAAUUCAUUUAAACAUUCCUAAACGAAGCUAUGCUUUCGCACUUUCGAUCCUUUAGAAAUAAUUAUAGCUUGUUCAGAAGACAAAAGGUGAUUGUGAGUGUAUAUUUCAUUGCCGGGCAACCUGUGUUUUUAUUCUGUGAAAGUUCAGCAUGAGAAUCAAUGAUAACAAAGGUGGUCAACUAAAUAAAAAAAAUAAAAUCAAUCUCUUGGUUUGUUAAUCUGAGCAUCUAAAAAAAUUCUAAAUGCCAUAUUUUGGUCAUACUCAUUUCUUGACAUAUUUUCCAGUUCUAUAUUUUUUCUUGCUUUCCCCUAAUAAAAAUGGUAUGACCUUGUCGUGGUUUAGGGGCUUUAGAUCUCCAUUCUGUUAGACAGUGAAACAUCCUUUUACCAUCUGGCUCAAAUGUUAUGCACAUUUAUUUGUGGAAAAUGCAUAUUUUAGAAAACUUUUUGGGAGAAAACAAGUCUUCUCUUCAAAUUAUCCAAAGUUCCUUUAUUAGUGAUGCAAAGAUAAAAUUUACAAUAUGCCAGAUUUAGAAAUAUAAAUUCUUAACAGAAAUGAUUAAUAUUGUUAUGAUAGAAAGUGAUUGAGAUCGACCAACAAACCAUUUUUGACCUUCAACUCUUUCACUAAAUUUCAGUAGACCAACUCUGUAAUUUGAAAUAACUAUAGAAAAUCAGCUAUUAAAAUUUGACUAGUUGUCACUUGUAACAUAAACUGAAGGUCAGCUUAAAGGAGCUAAGUCUCUAACUCAAUAACAUCCAAAGUCUUCGACAAAGAAAACUAUGUCAAUUUAAAUCGACAUUGAUGUUGUGAUCUUACCGGUAAAAGAUGGGCUUCUGAUAUCCAAUAUUUGAGACAAAAUAAACAUUUUACCAUUGGUACACGAAUCGUGUACCAUAAUGCUUUUUAGCACCAUUUGUAACAAGGGACUUGAAGAACGAGUCUAGACAUAUUCCACAAGUCAUGUCGAACGGUUAUGCCAUAUUCUUAUCUGGAGAGCAUGCACGCAAUAAAUACCUUUGGUGUAGACUGGAAUAACCAGACGCUAGAGAUUGUCAUUCGAUUGAGAUUCCUGGCGUAUUUCGCCGAACAUAAUUGAUUAGAAACUACAGUAAAAACAGAAACGAUUGACUGCAAAUCAGUUUAUGUACAUUCGUAUUACAUUAUUAUAUGCGUUGCGACCCAUUUGUGUCAAUUUCUAGUUCCCAAAUAUUAGCGAUUUAGCUCCUUUAAGAGCAGCUGUUAUAGAAAUGCUUAUUUGCAUAAACUCUGUAACUCCUUACCCAAAUGUGAUUGUAAUGUGAUAAAAAUAUGACCAGGCAUAAUGACCAGUCAGUUUUAGAUAGUAUUUAAUUUGUCAUGGUUAAUAUUAAUCUGGAUAGAAGAUAUAUAAUUAGUUAAGUAUUUAAAGGGUGUUUGGCUCCAUAUUUUAAAAUGUUCAUUGUGUUUUAAAUAUUGGAUAUUAGGAUCCCAUAUUUUCAAGCCAACAUAACAACUUCAAUAUGAAUUGAAAUUGAUCAAUGUUGAAUUCCAAUUUGUGUUUUUAAUUUCGAAUAUUAUGUAAAAUGUUGAGUUAGAGAUUUAGCUCCUUUAAUCCAUUAUUGUAUAUGACAAUCUUGUAUAGUAUAUGUUUUGAUGUCAACACUUGAGCUUAUUCAUUUAUAGAAUAUAAAAAGACUAAUGUACAUCAAUAGGGAGGUCAUUAUGUCACCCGACGUGCUGUAAGUGUACAUUGUAUGUAUUGAAUUAUUGUCAUUUGUAAGAUAUAAUUAAAAGAUUGAAGGCCUCGGGCACAAUAUUUGCAAGCUCUUAACAAGUACAUGUAUAUAGCUGAGGUAUAUAUUUAUGUUAUAUAGUCUUUUGUCAUCAUCAGUGGCCACUAUUAUUGUAAAUUUUCUGUAGAACUUUCCAUAUUUGCAGGAAAUUUUAUUUUUAUUUACUGUGCAUUAACUAAUUUGUUGAGAUGCCAUAUUAAUUAAAGAUAUGUUAACUAUUACAUGUUUAUUUGUCUUAUUAAUUAAAGAUAUGUAAAUUAUCUACCACUAUCUUAGUGAUAACAGAUAUCAGUUUCGUAAAUUUAUGAUUUAUUUAUAUCAAGAACAGAAAUGUACAUACACAGGAACAUAAAUCAAACAUCGAUACAGUACAUUAAUAUAGUCUCUACCCCUCUCUUCUCCUCCCUGCUUGUCUCUUGUCUGUGCCUUCUUUCUGCGUCUCUUCUCUUCAGAAAGCACAGGGUCUUAUAUACCCUUGUAUAGUUAACUGUGCAAAUUCUAUUUAAUCAAGAACAUUUUCACUACAUGUGGUAAUUAAUACGUAUGUAAUUAAAUAUGUGUAUAUAUGUAGUGGACAGUACAUGUAUAUCUUAUAUCCUAGAUCAAUUACGUAUGGGAUUCAAUGAGUUCACACAUGUGGGGUUCAAAUUGGUUCUAUGAAUUUAAAUAAAUACUUUAUAUGUAUACAAUAUAAUCUUAAUAUGAUACGAGGUAUGGAGCAAUUUGUCACAAUUAUCAUACGAUUAUAUGUUAUAUUAGAUAAAGAUAUGUUAACUAUUACAUAAUUAGAGGUAUGUAAAACUAUAAUAGUUAAUUAAAGACAUGUUAAACUACAACAUGAAUAUCUAUCAUAUUACUUAUUUAAAGAUAUGUUAACCGUAACAUGAUUAUCUAGAGGUAUUAGAGGUAUGUAAAACUAUAUUAGUUAAUUAUAGACAUGUUAAACUAUAACAUGAAUAUCUAUCAUAUUACUUAUUUAAAGAUAUGUUAACCGUAACAUGAUUAUCUGUCAUAUUAGGAAUAAAACCAGUAAUUGCACCCCAUAAAUUUUUUGUUAAUAAGUGUAUGCUUUUUUUUACUGCCUACUAUUGUAUAAUGAUAAAUAAUUAUGUUUGCAUUUGUUUAUUAUUAAAGGGCUAAUAUAAGUUUUAUUAAUCUCCGCAAAAUUUCACUACGGUGAUCGAGAAUAUUUGUGGGCAAUAACAACAGAUCAUUUAUUUAAAUCUAAUCUGGUGGCAAUGUGCUUACAUCAAGGCAUGAAACCACUUACUUAUACAGGUAGUCAUGUCAUAUUGCUUGGGUAGAGCUUCUCCAGAUUUUAAAACAUAUAGUUGCUUUGCGAGUGAUGAGGGUAAAUUUAGACGUUGUCCACUUAAAGAUUUAGAUAAAAAAAAACAGCUGGAUGUUAAUAUAAUGCUAUAGUAGUUCAAAAAUAGAUAAUGAAAAAUGAAAUGACUGUUUAAAGACAUACCGUUUAUCGUUUAUCAUUCAUUAUCGUGGCAAUGGUACCCGACAAGCGAGACUGCCCCGAUGUCCAUGUUAUUAAAUUUUUAAAUGUCAUAGAUGUUUACCGUAAAUCUCGGCCAUCUGAAGAUGGCAAGUUGCUUUUUCUGUUAAUAAAUGUCUAAAUAUUAAUUUUUUUGAUAUAUAACAUUUGAAGCCAAAAGAAAGACCUGCAGUCGGCAGAUUUUGCUCUUACAUAAUGCAUCUUUAAUUGACUACAAUUUAGAUUUUUCGAAUAUAUCUUUGUGUUAUCAUUGUGAUAUAAAUAAUUUUGUAAAAUUAUGCCCCCUCACCUAAAACCUUUGUGAAUGAGAUAGACGCUACAGUUUUUAUACGCCCACAUUGAAAUGUGGUCGUAUAUUGUCGUCGGUCCGUCCGGCGUCCACAAGCUCUAGAGGCUAAAGUUAAUAUCCGAUUCACUUUACAUUUAUAUACAGUGUUUAAGGUCAUUAGAUGAAGAAACCUAUUGAUUUUCAGCAAUUUCCGAUAAUUACUGCCAGAGUUAUGGCCCUUGAUCACUUCAAAAAAUCUUGUGGAUGCUCUAGAGGCCAAAGUUAAUAUCCGAUUAACUUUAAAUUUAUACAUAGUGUUUAAGGUCAUGAGACGAAGAAGCCUAUUGAUUUUCAGCAAUUUCCGAUAAUUACUGCCAGAGUUAUGGCUCUUGAUCACUUCAAAAAAUCUUGUGGACACUCUAGAGGCCAAAGUUAAUAUCCAAUUGACUUUAAAUUGAUACACAGUGUUUAAUGUCAUGAGACGAAGAAGCCUAUUGAUUUUCAGCGAUUUCCGAUAAUUACUGCCAGAGUUAUGGCCCUUGAUCACUUCAAAAAAUCUUGUGGACGCUCUAGAGGCCAAAGUUAAUAUCCGAUUGACUUUAAAUUUAUACGCAGUGUUUAAGGUCAUAAGACGAAGAAGCCUAUUGAUUUUCAGCGAUUUCCGAUAAUUACUGCCAGAGUUAUGGCCCUUGAUCACUUCAAAAAAUCUUGUGGACGCUCUAGAGGCCAAAGUUAAUAUCCGACGAAGAAGCCUAUUGAUUUUCAGCGAUUUCCGAUAAUUACUGCCAGAGUUAUGGCCCUUGAUCACUUCAAAAAAUCUUGUGGACGCUCUAGAGGCCAAAGUUAAUAUCCGAUUGACUUUAAAUUUAUACACAGUGUUUAAGGUCAUGAGACGAAGAAGCCUAUUGAUUUUCAGCGAUUUCCGAUAAUUACUGCCAGAGUUAUGGCCCUUGAUCACUUCAAAAAACCUUGUGGAUGCUCUACAGGCUAAAGUUAAUCUCAUUGACUUUAAAUUUAUACACAGUGUUUGAGGUCACGAGGCGAAGAAUCCUAUUGAUUUUCAAAGAUUUCUGAUAAUUACUGCCAAAGUUAUGGCCCUUGAUCACUUUGAAAAAUCUUGUGGACGCUCUAGAGGCCAAAGUUAAUAUCCGAUUGACUUCAGAUUGAUACACAGAGUUUAAGAUCUUGAGGCGAACAAGUAUGUUUAUUUUCAAUGAAUUUUUAUGACUUGGAACAGCUAAAUCCCUGAUACAGUAUUAAAAUUUUUGUAUACAUAAUGUUAGCAUGGGGCAGAACUUUAUAAAAACCAAACAAAUUCUAAUGGUUUUCUGAGUUGUUGCUCUUAAUCAGAUUUUAGUGUAUUAUAAAUGUUUCAUUACCGAAAAAAGUAAAAAUAUGCGACAACUCUUGUUGACUGCCCGGACGAUUUAGCUGCUGUGGGCGUAUGUUUCGUUGCCUGGCAACCUAUCUUUAACAGAUUAACAGAUCAUUUUCAGAAUUGGUGAGAAGUAUUAUGUUCAUGAGAGGACAAACCCUGAUGGGAGCUGCAGUGUUUAUUGGAUUUAUUUAAAUUUGGUCAUGAGAGGUUGAACUCUAUCAAUAUCUCCCCCCCCACCCUUUUCCAAGAACCUUAAAAACCUGACUUACUCACUUGGCCACCAUGGCUCCCGAAUAUGGUAAAGAAUCUUGAUCUUAUUGUAUAGAUUUGUUAUCAUUUACAUAAAUAUACCAAUUGAUAUAUUGCGUGUACAGAGAUCUACAUAGAAUUUAAUGAAACUGUCCAGGUUUUCAAAAUAAGGUUAAAAUCACCCAAAAAAGAGAUAUUUUUGAAAAAAUUGAAUUUCAAAUCAAAAUUUAUGAGGACAGUGUGCAAUAUCACCCAGCAUGAAAGCGAAUGUAAAACCCCACAGUGUAGGAAAUUCAUAUUUUAUGAAUAGAGUUGUUUGCACCAAAGUAGGCUGCUUUAUACAUCGUGGCGUCACGAUCCUAUUUAUGGCAUAUCUUGUGGCAUAUCGGCACAAUGAAUUUAACUUUUCUUUUGAUACAUAGAUAUAUUUAUUCAAUAGAGAAAUAAAAUGAACAAAAGAGGGUUUAAUAUCCUAUUUUUCUGCACCGACUGAGCUAAUGAAGAUAUAUAGAUUAUUUCUGAUUUUACACUGUCAAGUGAGGACUAUCUAUAUUUGCUUUGUGUUUGAAAUUGUGAUCUCUAUUACAAGCUUUUGCUAUUAAUAAAGUUUACAUUUUAUA
This is a messenger RNA of Patella vulgata (common limpet), 9810 nucleotides long. RefSeq names its product TNF receptor-associated factor 3. The record is from RefSeq and is a predicted model, not a curated record. The transcript is spliced from 12 exons. Gene Ontology annotation, biological process: tumor necrosis factor-mediated signaling pathway; regulation of canonical NF-kappaB signal transduction; positive regulation of JNK cascade. NCBI's taxonomy places the organism in Eukaryota, Metazoa, Mollusca, Gastropoda, Patellidae. Gene Ontology annotation, cellular component: plasma membrane signaling receptor complex. Bases 1952 to 3583 code for a protein of 543 amino acids. Gene Ontology annotation, molecular function: zinc ion binding; protein binding.